Molecule: messenger RNA, 1041 nt
Organism: Diplodia corticola
Lineage: Eukaryota; Fungi; Ascomycota; Dothideomycetes; Botryosphaeriales; Botryosphaeriaceae
Exons: 2
Coding region: 1-1041 (346 amino acids)
Biological process (GO): positive regulation of mitochondrial translation
Source: RefSeq, a predicted model, not a curated record
AUGUUGCCGCCCGCCGCUUUCCCGUCCCGCGCCAAAAUCACUGCCUACUGCGCCACAGACAGAUACAAUAUUCAUGAAGUUGCUCGCCUUCUUCGCCUCGAGGGCUUUGAGACAGAUCCUUACAACACCGGCUUAUACCCACAAGUUGUUCACAUCCAAGUCAACAAUGCCCUCGAGAGCAAGGAAACCGGUGAUGUCUUCAUAUUCCCGUCAGGCACCGUGGUCGCUUGGAAUGUUCCCGAGAAGGUGUCUGUUCGGCUGGUCUACAACACGCUGGUUGGCGCCGCCGAAGGCCCUCACCUGAGGAACGUUGAAACAGAAGACCUGGCAUAUGUUGAGGACCCGAACAGGGGCGGAAGCGAUGUCUUUGGAGACACCAUCAUCCUGGGGACUGGGAAUCCCGAGUUUGAUCCUUCCCGACAAACCGGCCAACCAGACGGACAAGACAUGUCCAACUACGAAGUGGACACUGUACUGGCCAAGAUUGCAUUUUCUUCUGGGCUGGCACGCUCGACUAAGCUCGCCGUUCUCGAAGGACUCCUGGACGGAUAUUUCAACUCUACUCGCUCCAUUCCUACUGUCCUCUCCAAAGGCGCACGCUUACGCUUCAGCCGAAAGUUCAUUCUCAUGAAGACGGGCGAGCUUCUCAACAUCCGGGCUCAACUCAACCUGUAUUCCGAGCUUACCGAUGCUUUGCCGGAUAUUUUCUGGGAUAGCAGAUACGAGCUUGGCCUUGAGGACUAUUACACCAAAGUUGGCCGCGCUCUGGAUGUUUCCGUGCGCAUCAAGGCACUGAACGACAAACUAACCUACGCGCAAGAGAUUGCUCAGGUCCUCAGUGAUCGCCUAGAAGAGAAGCAUGGCCAUUUCUUGGAGUGGAUCAUCAUCUAUUUGAUUUUCUUCGAGAUUUUGUUGGAGAUCAACCGACUGUUCAAGGAAUGGGAAGAGGCCUCGGACCCAGAAAGUACCUCCAACCUGUUGAAGCUGUUCCUGGAGGAAGAGCUUGCCAAAGACAAAAGAAGCGAAGCUCAAGCAUCUUGA